Molecule: messenger RNA, 1573 nt
Organism: Cydia amplana
Lineage: Eukaryota; Metazoa; Arthropoda; Insecta; Lepidoptera; Tortricidae
Product: adenosine deaminase 2-like
Exons: 1
Coding region: 57-1559 (500 amino acids)
Biological process (GO): adenosine catabolic process; inosine biosynthetic process
Molecular function (GO): adenosine deaminase activity
Source: RefSeq, a predicted model, not a curated record
CAUUGUUCGUACGGAACUCAGUGGCCAUCCGUGCGCGUACGCAGCGCGACCUCGACAUGCGGGCUCUCACUCUGAUAACUAUACUACUCGUUCAUAAAUAUCCUAGCGAAUGUAACAGUGAUUAUAAGACCAAGCGAGCCCAGAUACUAAACGAUGAAGAUAAACUCACGCUCGGCGGUCACAUCAACCUCACACAACAGGAAACCGAAGUUAACAACUGCCUAAUGAAACACAAAAACAACGAGCUAGACUACGCUUUCGAACACCCGGAAUACUUCAACUUCUCUUACCAUUUCUUCAAGUAUAAAGACGGGAUAAGGAAUUCUAAAGUCUACAAAAUCAUCAAGGAUGUACCCAAAGGCGCUGCACUGCAUUUACACGAUGUAGGAUUGUUGGGACCCGAUUAUUUGUUAAACAUAACCUAUAUGGACGGACUUUACUUUUGUUUUGAUAACAACAAGGUAUUAUUGAAGUUUUCAAAUAAAGUACCGGAUACUAAUUGUAAUUGGAAACUGAUGCGCGAUGUCAGAAGGAUGUCUAAUAAUGUCAGGAAAUUCGAUGCUGAGCUAAGAAAACACUUCACAAUGGUUGUAGACGAUCCAGCUCACGAUUACCCGUGUAUCAAAAACACAUGGGCUGCCUUCAUUAAUUAUUUUAACACUAUAUUCCCGAUGGUAACCUACCGACCUGUAUGGGAACGAUACUUUUAUGACGUACUAAAAAGAUUCAGAGAAGAUAAUAUCUUGUAUGUAGAAGUGAGGACCAUACUACCGCCUUUGUAUGAGUUAGAUGGAACGACCUAUGACCCUGUUGUCACCGCUAAAGCGUACAAGAAGAUCGCAAACAGAUUUGUGAAAGAUCAUCCAGAUUUUAUAGGAGCCAAAGUUAUAUACGCUCCGGCCAGAAACGUGGACACAAACGCAUUGGCCUUGUACUUGCAAAUCGCGAAAAGGGUCAAAGCGGAGGUGCUGGAUUUCUUCGCUGGUUUCGAUUUAGUCGGGCAAGAGGAUUUAGGGAAACCAUUGCUAGAUUUUGUACCGCAGUUGACAGCGGCAGCAGGGGAGUUGACGUACUACUUUCACGCUGGUGAAACAGAUUGGUACGGCACGUCGACGGAUGAAAAUCUCGUAGACGCUAUUUUAUUAGGUGCGAAGCGGAUAGGGCAUGCUUACGCUUUGCCGAAACACCCUCUUUUAAUUGAGGAAGUAUUGAAACGUGACAUCGGUUUAGAAGUGAACGUGAUCUCAAAUGCUGUGUUGUCAUUGGUGCAAGACGUGCGUAACCAUCCUCUGGCCUCUUUCUUCGCUCAUGGCCUUCCUGUGGUCAUAUCCAGUGAUGACCCUGGAGCUUGGGAGGCGGACCCGUUGUCUGACGACUUUUACGUGGCCUUUAUGGGCGUGGCCAGUAAGACGGCAGAUUUGAGACUGUUGAAACAAUUAGCUUUGAAUUCUUUGAAGUAUAGUGCGCUCGAAGGAGACGCCAAAACGAAGGCGUUUGAAAAGUUUAACGUUAAAUGGAACGAUUUUGUAUAUAAUUUUCAGUGUAACUCGUAUAAUUAAAAAUAUGAAUACAA